This is a messenger RNA of Drosophila biarmipes, 6097 nucleotides long. It is a transcript of the gene G9a, whose product is annotated as histone-lysine N-methyltransferase EHMT2. The coding region runs from base 852 to 5744 and encodes 1630 amino acids. The record is from RefSeq and is a predicted model, not a curated record. NCBI's taxonomy places the organism in Eukaryota, Metazoa, Arthropoda, Insecta, Diptera, Drosophilidae. Gene Ontology annotation, cellular component: nucleus. The transcript has 10 exons. Gene Ontology annotation, molecular function: p53 binding; histone methyltransferase activity; protein-lysine N-methyltransferase activity.
UCCCUGCGGAUAACAGUUUUCAGCGCGGUGUGCGUGCGUGUGCGUGCGUCCCCAACACGACGGUGUGUGUGUGUGCGAGUGCUUUUCUUAAUAUUUUUUUGUUAAUAACAAUUCUCCUGGCCGAGCGGGCCGCGCCGCGCAAUCAGCCAAGGAAGGUGAAAGCCGCAGUUUGUCGCGGAAUCGCGCCUGCGAGUGCUGCAGCUUAACAGUUCCAAAAUCACACAGAAAAGUGACUGCAGCAGCAGCAGCAGCGCCGUCGGCGUCGCAGUCGGCCGAGCAGCGGCAACAACAACGGGCUAGGUGGUGAAGAGAGCGAGAGAGAGAGAGGGCCAUACUCGAGCAGCAUGUGAGCUAAUCAGCAAAGCAGCAAAGCAGCCAGCAGCGAUUUCUACAAACAUUUUCUGCUUCUGCUUCUUAAGGCCACCAGAAAAGGCGAAGAAAAGCGGCGAAGAGUGCUACGAUUGUUAAUAAUUUGGUUAAUGACUUGCCCAAGUGACGUCGCGUGCUUCUGUUUUGCCCAAUAAGCCCAAUAAGAGACGGCAACAAAGGAGCAGCCGCCAGAGCAGGAAAGAAACAGUUAGCUCUGCGGCGAAGAAACGGGAAAAGAUUGUGAUUGCGGCUCUCGAUAUUGGAACGCAGCAUUGGAAUUGAAUCACUCGCUCACACUUUCCGCUUUCGAGCCAGAAAAUCGGUGUAAAACAGUGAAAAGCCGCCCCCGGGGCAGCAAUCUUAUCGCCGCGCAGCACACACUAUUCCAGCGCCCGACGGGGGCUUCUUUCGGUGGUCCCACCAUGGAGCACUGACUCCAGAGCCCAGAGCCGACGGAAAACAGGGUCAGAGGGGAGAGCGAGAUGACGGACUUCGUGGAGCUGCUGAACAGCAUGUCCAGCACCUUCAACAGCGACUGCGCCACCUCCACGGCGGAGGGCGGCACGCUGCUCAACCUGGACCUGGCCGAGGACAAGACGCUCAAGUGGCGCAACCUGGCCAACAACCAGUUCGCCUGCAAGGACAAGAAGCCCAGGGAGGGCAAGGAGCGGGAGCAGCAGGAGCGGGAGCGGGAGCAGGAGCAGUCCCAGAACCUGGUGGAAAUCGAGGACAUCAAGGGGCUGCUGGCCGACGUCGUGGACGCGGCGGCCGUCAAGCUGGAGGAAGAGGAAGCAGCUGCGGCCGAGGCGGCGCAGAACGCCGAGAGAAUGGAGGAAAGCGCCGAAAGCGAACAACAACAAAAGCAGGAGGCAGAGGAAGGGGAAGAGGAAGAGGGGGCAGCGGCAGCGGCAGAGGGGCGAAAGUCCUUGGCCAAGGAAGAAGAAGCAGAGCCAAAGAGGGUGGGGCAGGGGGACGGGGAAGAGGCAGCGGCAGAGGCAGCGGAGCUGGCAGCAGCCGAAAAGCAGGAAGCAAGUGCAGAAUUAGCAACAACAACGGCGUCGGCAGAGGCAGCAGCAGCAGCAGCAUCUCCACUUGUUGUUGAGGCAGCGCCAGCGGCAGCAGCAGCAGCUGAUAAAAAUGAACAAGUCUCGCCCGGCGGAACGCGACGCUCUCGCAGAACCCCGCGACCCACGGACACGCCCACGCCCAGUGCCACGCCCACGCCAACCCCCGAUGAGCCCGCGCAGGGGGAGAUUACAGAGCCCGAGCCGCAGGUGUCGGAGCUGCCGGAGGAGGUCAGUCGUGGUCCGGAGGUGCCAGCACUGGAGCAGAUUGACGCAGCGAUUGGCCUGGCCCUGAAACAGGAACCGGAGAAGCCGACUCCCAUGACCACUUCGUCGCCCGACGAGAGCUCAGCAGCACCUGCUCCCAAGCGGGGGAGGGGCCGAGCCAAGAAAAUACGCCCGGAUGCCGAGGUGCUGGCGGACUCCAAUGAAGUGCUGCUCGUGGGCGAGGAUUCGGUGCUGGAGAAGAAGCCGGGGCGCAAGCGGAAGCUGCCGGAGGAACAGCCGGAGCCUGCACAGCUCGGCGACCUGGUGGUGGUGAAGACCGAGCAGGAGGAGUUGCUGGGCGAUGCUCCCUCGGGCGACGGCAAGCGGAUGCGCCGCAGUGUGCGGCUGGGCAACCGGUUGCCCGCCGAUGGCAGCACCUGGGAGGAGGUGAAGACCGAGCCGCUGGCCCACCCGCCGCCUGCAGAGCUCUCCCUGAUGGAGGUCACCCCGGUGCCCCUGCCGCCAGCCGUGCUGGAUGAGAAGACGCCGCCCAAGAAGCGAGGACGCAAGGCCAAGAUUCAGCCCGGGGCGAAACUGGAGCCGGGAAUCUCCGCCGCACUGCCUCCCCUGACCAAUGGCAACAAGAAGACGACUCCCACUGGCGGAGUGGAACUGCAACUGCCCAAGCGCUCGAAGCGGAGAAUCAAGCCCACGCCCAAGAUCCUGGAAAACGAUGAGCUGCGCUGCGAGUUCGAAACGAAGCACAUCGAGCGAAUGACCCACUGGGAGAGUGCGGCAGCCGCGGCGGCAGAUGGCGAGUUCGAGACUCCCCCGGCGGGCGGAGGUGGCUCCAAUUCGUCCACCUCGAGGCAGAAGAGCGACAAGUCCGAUGGCAGCAACUUCGAAGGAGGCCCCGGACAUCCGGCCGGCACAAGCGCCAUAAAGAAGCGGCUCUUCUCCAAGUCCCAGCGCGACAUUGAGAACCAUGGAGCAGCCUUGCUGGCCAAGAGCAAGGUGCGCCCGUGCCCGGACGUGGAGCAGUUCCUCAGCGACAUCAAGGCGUCGCGCAUCAAUGCGAAUCGGUCGCCGGAGGAGCGCAAGCUGAACAAGAAGCAGCAACGCAAGCUGGCCAAGCAGAAGGAGAAGCACCUCAAGCACCUGGGCCUGCAGAGGAAUCACAGCGAGGAGGCCUCGGACAACGACAGCUCCAACACGGACAAUGAGUUCGUGCCCACGACGAGGGUGCAGGUGGGCAAGCCAAGUGUCACGCUGAGGGUGCGAAACACGGUCGCCAAGGAGCUGCCCACAACCUCCGCAGCUGCCCAGAAGUCAUCGUCCCGCAAUCCAGUGGUGCAGCCCGCCAAGCUCACGAGGAGAGUGGCCGUAAGGGGAGCCGGCGGCGGAGCUGUGGCAGCCGGUGCAGGUGUGUCCGUUGCCACCCUCGAUGCGGAGCAGCUUCACUCGCUGAACUCCUCCAUUCUGGCCGAUGUGACGCCCAUCAGGGACCUGGACGCCAGGCCCAGCACCUCCAAGACGGCCAAGUUCAUCUGCCUGUGCCAGAAGAGCUCGCAGUACUACGCCAGGAAUGCGCCCGACUCGUCCUACUGCUGUGCCAUCGACCACAUUGACGAGCAGAAGAUCGGCUGCUGCAACGAGCUCUCCUCGGAGGUGCACAACCUGCUGCGGCCCAGCCAAAGGGUCAGCUACAUGAUCCUGUGCGACGAGCACAAGAAGCGCCUGCACUCGCACAACUGCUGCGCGGGAUGCGGCAUCUUUUGUACUCAGGGCAAAUUUGUGCUGUGCAAGCAGCAGCACUUCUUUCACCCGGACUGCGCGCAGCGCUUCAUCCUGAACACUCCCUACGAGGAGGGUCGUGGCGAUCGCGAGGACCAAGCGCCCAAGUUCAGCAGUCCCAUGCUGGUGCUCAAGUGCCCGCACUGCGGCCUGGACACGCCCGAGCGCACCUCCACGGUGACCAUGAAGUGCCAGUCGCUGCCCGUCUUUCUGCCCACCCAGAAGUACAAGAUCAAACCCGCCAAGUUGACUACCUCCUCGCAUCUGGCUCAGUUCGGAGCCGCCGGGAAGGCCAGCAGUCCAGGAGGCAAGGGCAAGAGCAAGGGGGGCUCUGCCGCCGCCGUGGUGGCCUCAUCCUCCUCCGCCUCGAAGACCAAUGGCACCCAGAGAGGCAAGGCGGGCAGUUCGAGCUCGAGCUCCAGCCAGGCUCUCAACACGAUCAACUUUGCGCAGCUGAUUCCCGACUCCGUGAUGAAUGUGGUGCUGCGUGGCCAUGUGGUUUCGGCCAGCGGACGCGUGACCACCGAGUUCACCUCGCGGGACAUGUACUACGCGGUGCAGAAUGAUGAUUUGGAGCGGGUGGCGGAGAUUCUGGCUGCCGACUUCAAUGUGCUGACCCCCAUUCGGGAGUACUUGAACGGCACCUGCCUGCACCUGGUGGCCCACUCGGGCACUCUCCAGAUGGCCUACCUGCUGCUCUGCAAGGGCGCCAGCUCGCAGGACUUCGUCAACAUUGUGGACAGCGAACUGCGCACGGCGCUGAUGUGUGCGGUGAUGAACGAGAAGUGCGACAUGCUCAAUCUCUUCCUCCAGUGUGGCGCCGAUGUGGCCAUCAAGGGACCCGAUGGCAAGACGUGUCUGCACAUCGCAGCCAAGUUGGGCAACGUGGAGGCCACUCAGCUGAUUGUGGAGAGCUAUCGGGCCUCGCGAAACAUCACCAGCUUUCUGAGCUUCAUCGAUGCCCAGGAUGAGGGCGGCUGGACGGCCAUGGUGUGGGCAGCGGAGCUGGGACACACGGAAAUCGUCAGCUUCCUGCUCAACCAGGAGGCCGAUCCGAACAUCUGCGACAAUGACAACAACACGGUGCUGCACUGGUCCACGCUGCACAACGAUGGUCUGGACACGAUCACAGUGCUGCUGCAGGCGGGAGCGGACUGCAACGUGCAGAACGUGGAAGGGGACACGCCACUCCACAUUGCCUGUCGGCACUCGGUCACCCGCAUGUGCAUCGCGCUGAUUGCCAAUGGCGCGGAUCUGAUGAUCAAGAACAAGGCGGAGCAGCUGCCCUUCGACUGCAUCCCCAACGAGGAGUCCGAGUGCGGCCGCACAGUGGGUUUCAACAUGCAGAUGCGCAGCUUCCGACCGCUGGGCCUGCGUACGUUUGUGGUUUGCGCCGACGCCUCCAACGGCCGGGAGGCACGGCCCAUCCAGGCGGUGCGCAACGAGCUGGCCAUGUCCGAGAGCGAGGACGAGGCCGAUUCGCUGAUGUGGCCGGACUUCCGCUACGUGACCCAGUGCAUCAUCCAGCAGAACUCGGUGCAGAUCGACCGGCGCGUCUCGCAGAUGCGCAUCUGUUCCUGCCUGGACAGCUGCAGCAGCGAUCGCUGCCAGUGCAACGGCGCCUCCUCGCAGAACUGGUACACGGCGGAGAGCCGCCUCACCGCCGACUUCAACUACGAGGAUCCGGCGGUGAUCUUCGAGUGCAACGACGUCUGCGGCUGCAAUCAGCUCUCCUGCAAGAACCGCGUGGUCCAGAAUGGCACGAGGACUCCGCUGCAGAUCGUCGAGUGCGAGGAGCAGGCCAAGGGCUGGGGUGUGCGGGCGCUGGCCAACGUGCCCAAGGGCACCUUCGUGGCCAGCUACACGGGCGAGAUACUCACCGCCAUGGAGGCCGAUCGGCGCACCGACGACAGCUACUACUUCGACCUGGACAACGGGCACUGCAUCGACGCCAACUACUACGGCAACGUGACCCGGUUCUUCAACCACUCGUGCGAGCCCAAUGUGCUGCCUGUGCGCGUCUUCUACGAGCACCAGGACUACAGGUUCCCCAAGAUAGCCUUCUUCGCGUGCCGCGACAUCGAUGCCGGGGAGGAGAUAUGCUACGACUACGGGGAGAAGUUCUGGCGCGUGGAGCACCGCUCCAGCGCGGGCUGUCGCUGCCUCACGGCCUCCUGCAAGUACGCCUCCCAAUCCUCAAGCACAAAUGCCUCGCCCACGGAUGCAGCGACUGCCGCGGAACCGGAAACGGAAGUGGAGCCGGAAGCGCCGCCAUCUGCCAACGCCCCGCAGGAGAUGGAGCAGGCGUAGACCAGCACCAUCAGCACCAGGACCAAGACCUCGAACUCGAAAUGAUUCCAGACUCGUCAGUCGCAGCAGUCCCAGCCGACACAGCAGAAUCCCCACCAAGCCACGUACAUCAGACAUCUGACAUCACAGAUCACGGAUCACAGCAGCAGCAGCAGGAAUGACCGCCAUAAACGUAGUAUAUAUCUUAAGAUGCGCAUGAUAAAUCGAAAUAGGAGCCCCGGGAGGGGCGCUCUUCUUCGACUGCCAAAUGUUCAUGGUUUACAAAUUUUUGUCUAUUUUUACGUAUACAAUUAGUGUUUUGUUUGAGUUUUAUUCAUUUGUUUACCUUAUUAUUAAUAUUUUUAUUACUGCUA